UGCCAGUCCAAUCCAAACCAAACCAAACCAAACCACCUGACUUUGUUUCCAUCUAAGGGCUUUUGUGUUUAACCCAUUGAGGAUUUAUAGCGACGCUUUUUUCUGCUGAGGAAUUACUCUGAUCGAAUCAUUCAUUAUGGCCAGUCUUGAUCAGGCACACCAUGCCCUCAUAGCUCCUCUGAUCGAGCCAGACCCAAGCGACGAGACGGGACUCAACACACAUUUCCGCUCGACGUUUGCUCCGCAAGAACCAAUUACUCCGCCUGGACCUGCUCCCCUUGUCAAGCAGCAGGUACCAACUCAUAUUCGACAACAAUCUACCGGCACCUCCAAGGCGCAAUCUACCGUCCACGUCCAGCCACAACACACGGGCAGCUCGGUGGAGACAAACCCCUACCGUCGCUCGAGGGCCUCGUCUGAGGUGAAGAAUCCUUUUAUCGCUGAGCAAGAGCUGAGCAGCCCUGGCAGGAGGAGGCAUGAUUACCCUUCCCCGCCAAACUCGGCCAGCCCCGGGCGCCAGCAGUUUCCCAGCUACCGCACCGAAACCUUUGGAGCCUUGAACGAGGGUCGGCCACGACGAUCGACUCACUCUACACCCUCCAGCCCACUCCCCACAGCCGCACGCUCCCGCGGAGGCUCGCUGAGCGAACGUUUCCCCGGCGACACAUCCCACAGGCCUCUUGACACGAUUCGUAAAGACACCAGAACUGCGAACCGUGCUCACCACCUCAGGAAAAAGAACUUCGCAGGCGCCGAUAUCAUCGACCGGCUCGACAUGUCCGGGCUGGGCAUCCCCAGUUACCACCAUGAGGGUCCUUAUGAUGCGGCCAACAUCUCCCGCAACACUAGCAAGAAGUAUAGCCCCAUUGCCGCUGUUCGAGAUUCGAACCGAGAGGCUUUGAGGGCUACUCCGAGAGAAAACAUUACUGAUGCAGUGAGAAGGCACCGUCCUUUAGAAGGCGUCGCUACCGUUCCGUCUGGCAUACCCGACCAAUUCGGCCGAGUUCUCCACUACAAAGAAGGCACCGACCUGCAGCGAGAGCCUGGCGUCGACGCCUAUAAACGAUGGCCCGGAGUGGACUACCACCCAGAUGACCUCAAGGGCAAGGGCGAGCCCUCAUACACCAUCGAGAAGCAACUGAAAGGCCACAAGAAGACCGGCGACUCCGGCAUCGAGAUGGCCUCGCGCCGCCGCCACAGCAACGGUCGUGACGCGCCAGGCGCAAUCCCAGUCGAGAGCUUCGAGGCGGAAGCAUCGGGCGUUGGGCGACGAAACACGACGGGCAGGAACACGGGAUCGUCGCUGCGGAAGCGCUUGGGCAGCGUCGGGCAAGGAAAGCAGCCCGAGGUUUGAGCCGCGCAAUUGUAACUGUAUGUUUGUUGGGGGACGCCUGAAGUUGGAUUUGCACAUCACAUCGCGCAUCAUAUGCAUGAACGCGUGUUUUCUUAUGUUUUAUGGAUUCUGCCUGGCAUAGGGCUGUACAAAGGGAUGGAUGGAUGAUAUACUGGUUGGGGUUUCUUUAGAUUCACACUCUCGUCGCGGUAGACGCAAUUACAACACAAUACACACG
Dothidotthia symphoricarpi CBS 119687 is the source of this 1571-nucleotide messenger RNA. RefSeq lists its product as uncharacterized. Gene Ontology annotation, cellular component: cytoplasm. The record is from RefSeq and is a predicted model, not a curated record. NCBI's taxonomy places the organism in Eukaryota, Fungi, Ascomycota, Dothideomycetes, Pleosporales, Dothidotthiaceae. The transcript is spliced from 3 exons. Bases 137 to 1354 code for a protein of 405 amino acids.